Sesamum indicum (sesame) is the source of this 758-nucleotide messenger RNA. RefSeq names its product peptidyl-prolyl cis-trans isomerase Pin1. Gene Ontology annotation, cellular component: nucleus; cytosol. The record is from RefSeq and is a predicted model, not a curated record. Gene Ontology annotation, molecular function: peptidyl-prolyl cis-trans isomerase activity. Lineage: Eukaryota; Viridiplantae; Streptophyta; Magnoliopsida; Lamiales; Pedaliaceae.
AAACUGGUCCCCUCCACUUCUACCCCCACUACCUCACCAGCUCCACUCCACUGUCUGCCAUCUCUCUCUCUCUCUCUGUUUGAUUUUCACCACUGCAUAAUCCGAAGCAGAAUUCGGGAUGUCGUCGAGCCAGAAGGUGAGGGCAUCGCACAUACUGAUAAAGCAUGAAGGAUCCCGGCGGAAGUCCUCCUGGAAGGACCCGGAGGGCCGCCGCAUCUCCUCCACCACAAGGGGCCAGGCCGUCGCCCAGCUCAAAACUAUCCGCGAUGACAUCCUUUCCGGAAAAUCAAGAUUUGAAGAUAUUGCGUCUCAGUUUUCCGACUGCAGCUCAGCCAAGCGCGGCGGCGAUCUUGGCCCUUUUGGCCGUGGUCAGAUGCAGAAACCAUUUGAAGAUGCCACAUACGGGUUGAAGGUUGGUGAAAUUAGUGAUAUUGUUGAUACAGAUAGCGGAGUUCACAUAAUCAUGAGAACAGGUUGAUCAGACCCGGUUACAGCAAGGAAGAAUAGUUCCUGCAUCAAACUACAACAUGCCAAAUAAAGACUCUACGCAUUUUUAUGCUCUUAACAUCACUCUCUCUCUUUCUUUCCCCACGAUACUCAAUAUUAUAACUAAUUUAUUUGGCAAGAUGUAUGACAUUUUCUCCGUGGACUAUAGUAAAUAAGUUCCCUUCUUCUUGAAGAGUGUACUGAACAACCAAAUUCCUAUACUUCACCCCAAGUUGGAUUAUCUAUUCUGGUAUCUUGAGAAAUUUUUGUUA